AUGGAAAUCGAGUGGGUGAAACAAAGCUAACGGCUGCGGGAGAAGAGGCAGCUCUUCAGCCCGUCCUUCUUCCAGCCGCUUUUCAGAGAUGAGAGUAAAGGCAGGGAACGACGCGGGACUCCCGUGUACCACAGAGCAGGAGCUGCUCCAGAACCAGACCAUACGGCCCGAGGACGUGCUGGGCCUGCAGAACAUCACCGAGAAUUACCUGUGCAGUCCAGACGACAAUGUGCACAAGAUCGACUUUACUAGGUUCAAGAUCCGAGAUAUGGAGACGGGCAUAGUUCUUUUUGAGAUCACCAAGCCUCCUUUAGCAGAGAGUUCAGAGGACAGAAAGGACAUUGACCCCAACGCCGGGCGCUUUGUACGCUACCAGUUCACUCCCGCUUUCCUGAGGCUACGCCAGGUCGGAGCCACAGUGGAGUUCACAGUAGGAGAUAUUCCAAUCAAUAACUUCCGCAUGAUCGAGAGGCACUACUUCCGGGGUCAGCUGCUGAAGAGCUUCGACUUCGAGUUCGGUUUCUGCAUCCCCAGCAGCAAAAAUACCUGUGAGCACAUCUACGAGUUCCCUCCUCUCUCUGAGGAACUCAUACAUGAGAUGAUCCUGCACCCGUACGAGACUCAGUCUGACAGCUUCUACUUUGUGGACAACAAGUUGGUGAUGCACAACAAGGCAGAUUAUUCGUACACCGGCACACAAUAGAAUCUCUGCACACUGAAGAUGCUCAGAAAUAUGGACAUAUACAUCACAGGCUGGGGAGAAUAGGCCCCGAUCCAGUCAGGGUUGUGCUUUCCUUUUUUUUUUUUUUGGUAAAAACCCCAAGCUCAGGGUUUGUGUGAAUGGAUGGAUGUGUGUGUGUGUGUGUGUGUGCGUGCGUGUGUGUGUGUGUGUUUUUGUGCACCAGGAAAAGAAUUUGACCACCACCAAGCACAUAUAUUGUGUACCAUAGAUAGUCCUAUUUUGUAUUAUUAUUAUUAUAACUAUUAUUAUUACUGCCUACAGCAGAAUGUGUCUCUGUUCAUGUAUGUGAGUGUAUGCGUGUGCCUGCAUUCAUGUGCAUUAAUAGCCUGCAUGACACAAUGAGACGGUUUUUGUUUUUUCUUUCUACUCUGUGCUUCUUGAAAUCUGGUAUAGAGAGUUCAUUCACACACAUGUGUAAUGGCACUGCAGAACAAUAUAUCUGUCUUAAGCCCUUAAGGAUUAGUUUCUCCCAAAUGAAUUGGGAGGUAUGAAUUGGGAGGUAAUUUUUCUUUUUUAUAGGGGGUCCUCAGUGAUUUUAUUCCUAUCCAGAACAACCAUGUAUGUGUUCUUUUCAGACGUCCUUUGAGAAAAUUACAGACUGAAUUAUCUACUGUUUUUUGCUGAACUCUGUGGUCGUCCGGUAAUUUGACCCUGUCUGGACUUGUUUAAUAAAAUAGCUAUUUGUCUACUGCCACACACUGUAAUUACGCUUUGGGAGUGUGUUUACGCAGAGAUCUACGUAAACACAACAGCAAGUGGAAAUGGAGGAGCUACUGAACGCAAUGUGACGUGACUGAUAAAUCCAAAAAUCUCACUGGUCCUCCUGUUUUUCCAAUUGAAGUCUAGAUGCAAGAGUUUUAGCACAGAGUAGAAGUGUGAAAAAAGUUUCACAGACGUCCCCCUAAGAAACGAAUCUCAUCCAUAGAGGGCUAUAGUGGGGUAGACGGUGUUUCAUUUCCCUUAAAGUAUCUGCACUAUAUGAACAAAAGUAUUGGGGCUCCUGCACAUUCAUGGUUUCAUUCAAAAUUAGAAGUGUUAAAAAGACCUUUAUCUUGCCUUAGUAACUGAGUAACAGUCUCUACUCUCCAGGGACCAUCCACUAAGGGUUUUCUACUAGAUUUAUUUAGUGUAUAUCUGCUUCAGAGAGUCAUAUUCUAUUGGCAGUACGUUUUCUAACUACAGAUAAUAGAUAAACUGUGUGUGUAUGUGUGUCAUUCAUUAGAAUUCAUUAGAAUUCAUUAGAAGGAGUGCAUACAAACGUGUACAUGUAGUUUGUGUGUAUAUACAUUCUUAUGCACAUUUUUGGCACCCAUGGUCAUGUGACAUUAACAUUGUUCAUUUUUGAAAAACGAGUAAGUCUCCACCUGCUUAACAAACUUAAAUAUAAUAUUUUCUUUUUGUUUAAGAACACCUUUCCUGUUUUUUCUGUACAUUAGGUCAAAAUUCUUACAAAAAAAAACAUAUAAUGUUGUAAAUAUAAUGUUGUAAAUUGCAGUCUUUUUUGGUAAAUUAAUUAAUAAUAAGCUUUAUACAUAUGCUAAUAAAUGUGUUCUCUGAAGACAGUGUGAAUUUCCUUUUUUUUUUUUUACAAUUUCGAAAAUGUGUAAUUUGACCGAGAAUGAAAAAAUUGUCAUAAAUUUGUGUAAUAAAAUAACAAAUUGCUGUACAUUCCUAUUCAGAAUCUGUUCUGAAGGAGUUGUAAAGGUGUGUGCAGAUGAGCUCUCUAUAUGCAGAUUUCAAGAACUAGAAGCACGAUACUGACGCAGGACACAGAGUUUGACACUCUGCCCUUAGAAACUUUUUUACUCAUUAAGGGUUUGGGCUAUUUUUGAUUGCAAACUUGUGAUUUAUUUAUAUUCAUAUAAAGACCUUUGUGGGAAGUAUAUUUUAAUAGCUGUGCUGGUCAAAAUCAUGUUAUAGAGAUAAUAGCGAAUAUUAUGUGUUUAUAUCUGUAUUGUCUAUUCCAGUCAAUGUUCUUGAAAUAAAUAUGUUCUCCCUUUA
Molecule: messenger RNA, 2743 nt
Organism: Astyanax mexicanus (Mexican tetra)
Lineage: Eukaryota; Metazoa; Chordata; Actinopteri; Characiformes; Acestrorhamphidae
Gene: unc119a1
Product: unc-119 homolog a (C. elegans)
Exons: 5
Coding region: 89-703 (204 amino acids)
Biological process (GO): negative regulation of caveolin-mediated endocytosis; nervous system development; positive regulation of protein tyrosine kinase activity
Cellular component (GO): spindle midzone; centrosome; spindle pole
Molecular function (GO): lipid binding
Source: RefSeq, a predicted model, not a curated record